AUGCUUUCAUCGCCCACUGGUUCUGGAUAUACUCGCCGUAGAACUUUAUUAUCAUCACCACCACGAACUGAUCAUUUCGAACCUCCUUUGAUGAAUAAUGAUUCAUUUUCAUCGAAUACAAGAUUUGCAUCAUCGUUGGCAACUGGUUUGGAUCGAUUUUUAAAUCAACGGAUAGCACCACUUGAUCGAUCAUCUCCUCGUGAUAAUCCAGGAAAUUUUCCACAACAACAGCAACAACAACAACAACAACCAUUAUUUGAUACAAAUCCACAGUUUCUUGUUCAACAAUUAGAAUCACUUGAUCGUCAACGACAAUUUCUUCCGUAUCCAAUUGAAUCUGAUCGAUUUCGUGAACCCUCUCCACCAUCAUCAAUAAAAACUGAUAGUUCUGUUUUCAAUGUCGAAGGUCUUUCAUCACCACGUUGGAAUUGUGAUAGAUUGUUUAAUUUUCUUUGUAUUUAUGGAAAUGUUUUACGUGUUAAGUUUUUAAAAUCAAAACAAGGUGGAGCUAUGGUACAAAUGAGUCGUUGUGAAAGUCUUCAACAACAUUUAAAAAGUCUUAAUUCAACAUUUAUUUUUGGUCAAACAUUUAUUAUUGUUUCUUCACGUCAAAGUGAAAUACAACCAUUAAAUCGACCAUUUCCAUUAGAAAAUGGUGAUGCAUCGUAUAUGGAAUAUGAUACUAGUCGUAAUAAUCGAUAUUUAACAAGUGAUCAAGCAGUUAAAAACCGUCCUGUUGCACCAUCACAUGUUUUAUAUUAUUUUAAUACACCUCCACAUAUGGCUGAAAUUGAUAUUGUUCGAUUAUUUGAAGAUUUAGGUGCAAAACGACCAAUUAAAGUGAAAAAUUUUUUAACACGAAAAGAUGCAGCUACUACACAUGAUCGACGAGGAAAUACUCAACCUAAAGGUGUUACAGGUUUAGCUGAAUUUCGAACAAUCACAGAUGCAUGUGAAUGUUUAAUAUUGGCAAAUAAUUAUCCAAUACCUCAUCAAUCAUCAUCAUGGCCAUUCUUUUUCAAAUUGACAUUUUCAGGAACACCAAUAUCCGAUAGUGAUGCAUUAUGUGGCGAAGAUAUGGAUACAAGUUUAGCGACAGUAACUAUUGAAAGUGGACGGCAUUAUCAUCGUCAAAAAGCUGCAACUGAUGAUAAUCGAAAUAAAACAUUCCCAGGUGAACAUCGUCGACGUCGUCAUAGUAGCCCAUCACCAUAG
Molecule: messenger RNA, 1215 nt
Organism: Adineta steineri
Lineage: Eukaryota; Metazoa; Rotifera; Eurotatoria; Adinetida; Adinetidae
Source: the annotation of a GenBank genome assembly